AUGAUAGGAAUUAAGAAUGAAGUGAGCAAUAAUGGUAAGCAUAAAAGAAAGUUCAAUGGAGAGAAUAAAGACCGUUUUCACAAUAAAUAUAAUAAAUCAAAUAAAAGGAACAGCAUUGGAAAUGGCGGAAAGAAAAAUGGAGAAGUAGAAGGGGGCGGGGGAGGAACCCCUUCCUACAAGGAAAAUAGCAAAUACAUAUUUGAAGGAAGUGUGAAAAUAAAAAACAAGAGCAACCACAUUUUUUACAACAAGGCCCAGGUGUUUAAUCGUGACAUGAGCAUUAUUUUGAUAAAAGCGUUAGAAAUAUAUCUGAAAAAUAAAAAUAAGGACAACGGAAAAAUUGUGUUCAGGGGAUUUAACAUCAUCGAGUUGUUAAGUGCAAGCGGAAUAAGAAGUAUAAGGUAUGUGAAGGAAUUACAAGAAACCAUAAACCAUAUCAUUACAAAUGACAUUGACAAAUAUGCCUGUAAACAGAUAAGGAGAAACUUUAAAAGAAAUAAUAUUAAUAAGGAGAAGUAUACAAUUCUGUGUAAUGAUGCAAAUAGCGUUAUGAACAUCCUUAAUGUGGACAAUAUUUAUUCGAAAAAAAGAAACACGAAAAAGUUGGACAUUGGUUUUACCUACAUGAACAGUAUUACGGAUCAUAACGACUACUUUAAGGAAGCGUUUAAGUUUUUAAAAUAUAUAACGAAUUACAAUAGAGGCAACAGCGAGGUUAAGGAAGAAAUCAGUACUGAUAAUUGUGCACAUCAUAAUAAUGGUAUUAAACAUGGCAACAACGGUAGGACUGACAUAAGCACGAAGAAUAAACCUAUUGAGGAUGACCAUUUAGAGGACAGUGACUCCACUGCUUUCUCCAGCAAUGAGGAAUCCUUCACUAAAAUUGAUAUGCUGGACGAGGCGGACAACGAAACGAUAUACGCGAAAAGGGCAAGCACAGCAGAAGCGGGGAAUGGACCCUUCAAGGGGGCAAUAAACGGUGGAACAAAACACACUGAGAGGAACCCCUUGGGGGCCACACAAAACGAAGGCGAGAAAACCCCCAUCAGCGAAAGCACGAUGGAUGAAAUAAUCCAAAAAAGCAAACUCACAGAAAAGUACAUGUUCGAUAUAAUCGACAUAGACCCAUACGGAUCGUCCAUAGAGUACCUGGAAAGCUGCCUAAAAUACGGAAGAAGCAAUUUCUUCAUAUUAAUAACCAAUACAGACAUGAGGGUAUUGAAUGGAAAAUUCCCAGACGUUUCUUUUUACAAAUAUAACAGCAUGAUAUUUAGCAAGAGAGUUCAUUACAAUAAGGAGUAUAGCAUAAGAGUGUUGUUUUACAAAAUAAAAACCAUCGCCUCGAAGUAUAAGAAGUGCGUUAUUCCAUUUUCCUCCCUUAACAUUGACUUUUACAUUCGCAUAUUAGUACAAGUCAUAGAUGAUACUUUACAGACAAAGGACCUCUGCACCGAUACUGGGAUGGUUUAUCAGUGCAACAAUUGUUCCAGCUUUCAUAUCAACCCCUUGGCAUUGAAAAAGGAUAGGAAUCUGUCAGUAGCGGAUAAUAAGGGAUACAACAAAAAGUGGAGACAGAACAAGCAUAAGGAUGGGGCAUUUCUAAACAGCGAGGGGGAGAAGGAGAACGUCCACAAUGCAGAAGAUAUUCCACAUGCACAGUUAGACAAUUUGAAUGGUGCUAAUAUGCAUGUUCAUGAAAAGGAAAAAAUCACACGUGGAAACAUUGCGGAUGAAGCAACUGAUGGGGAUACGGCAGAAAAUGUAGAAGACGGAUUUAAUACAGUUGAUAAGGUACCAUAUGAUAACGUCGUAGAGAAUGAAGAUAAUUUUGAACGACUGACAAAUGGGGAGGACGCAGGCAAUAUGGAAAAUACUGUGCAUAGCGAACACACACAGAAUACGGCUACUGAUGUGACUGGAGGACCAUCUCCAAAGGGCCAACCAGCGCAGAGCAAUCCCGCCAUUGGGAAUAAAUACAAAAGCGCAAAAUUAACCAUUUCCAACAAGUGUGUAGAGUGCGGAGGAGAAAUGCUGAUAGGUGGCCCCAUCUACAUCGGGAAGUUACACAAUGUUGAAUUUAUCCACACGUGUAUAUCAUUACUGGAAAAUUUACAAGACUACAAUUUAAACACCAUCACAUCGAGGGAUAGAAUAUUAAUAAAUUUUCGGUGCCUUAAGCAAGAAAUAAAUAUUCCAUUGUAUUAUAAUUUGCCAGACCUAUUUAGAAAUUUUAGACUAUGCUCCAUCUCUAGAAAGCUGUUUGUAAAUGCGUUGCUAAAUUUGAAUUAUGAAGUUUCUUAUUUUCACAAGGAUCCAGAUAGUGUCAAGACAAAUGCUCCUAACAAUGUCUUUAUGGACAUUUUUCGUGCCAUUAUUUAUAAAGUAAAUUCGAAGAAGAGAAAUCACGAUGCUGCGGGAUCGAAGGAGGAAAUGAAUGACCUAAACAACAAGAAAAACGAAACAACGGAAGGAAGCCCCAAAAAAGUAUAUUCCAUAAAUACCAUAAAGGAUGAAAAAUUGAGGGAAAAAUUAUUGUCAUAUGAAUUUUUUAAAAAAAAUUCGACCAUUGACAAUAUCGAUAUUUCUGUUAAUAAUAAAGAGAAUACUGAUCAUGUGAAAUUGUUCACUUUGCUGAACCCCGAGCCUUUUUGGGGCCCCAUGAAGAAGCACUAUGAGAAGAACUGA
Plasmodium coatneyi is the source of this 2685-nucleotide messenger RNA. RefSeq names its product tRNA (Guanine26-N2/guanine27-N2)-dimethyltransferase. NCBI's taxonomy places the organism in Eukaryota, Apicomplexa, Aconoidasida, Haemosporida, Plasmodiidae. Gene Ontology annotation, cellular component: nucleus. Gene Ontology annotation, molecular function: RNA binding. Bases 1 to 2685 code for a protein of 894 amino acids. The record is from RefSeq and is a predicted model, not a curated record. Gene Ontology annotation, biological process: tRNA N2-guanine methylation. The transcript has a single exon.